This is a messenger RNA of Zingiber officinale, 1200 nucleotides long. RefSeq lists its product as uncharacterized. The record is from RefSeq and is a predicted model, not a curated record. Bases 1 to 1200 code for a protein of 399 amino acids. NCBI's taxonomy places the organism in Eukaryota, Viridiplantae, Streptophyta, Magnoliopsida, Zingiberales, Zingiberaceae. The transcript has a single exon.
AUGUUUGAGGAAGCUCUCUCGGAGCAAAAGGAGAUGAGGAACGAGAUCAAACAAUUGACUCAGAGGCUGAAAAACUCUGUAAAACACCAGAAGAUGCAAGACAGCCAGAUAGCUCAGAUACCCCAGUCCGUCUUAAGAGCACAGGGUAUAUUCCUAGGGAAGCCAGAUUUAAAUCUAGUGGAACAUUGCAACCGCAUUGAGCUGAGGAGCAGACAUACUGUGGGAGAUCCUCAAAUCAUUACUCAGAAGGAGCUUGACUCAGAGAAGGAGCCCUCUCUCCUAAUGCCCAAUCAGACUCAAAACAGGGAUGGAGAAGAGGUUACUAAAAAGGUUGAAGAAACUCUUCAAGCUACCCCACAGAAUCAAACGAUCCCUUUUCCUCAGAAGCUUAUAGCAUCCCAGAAAGAUGAAGAGUUCAACCGAUUCCUGAAGAAGAUCAAAGGAAUCUACAUAGAAGUACCACUGAUAGAUGCGCUGUACCAAAUACCGAAGUUCGUAAAUUUUUUAAAGGGAAUUUUAUCUAACAGAAGGCAGAAGGGUGAUUUCGAGACUGUAGCAUUAACAGAGAAUUGCAGCGCCCUCCUUAUUGCGAAUUCUCCACCAAAGAUUAAGGAUCCAGGAAGCUUCUCCAUAUCGUGCAAAAUUGGUUCUGAACUCAUACCGAGAGCUUUUUGUGACUUGGGGGCUAGCGUUAGCCUACUUUCGUACUCUUUAUGCAAGAAGCUGGGCCUCCAGAACAUUAAAUUGACCACUAUGGCACUACAAUUAGCUGACCAUUCAUGCAGAUACCCAAUGGAAAUAGUGGAAGAUGUUCCAGUUGAAGUGGGUGGAUGUAUAGUUCCCACAGAUUUCAUUAUCUUGGAUAUGGAGGAAGAUCCUAAGAUAUCGAUUAUCCUUAGAAGACCAUUCCUUGCUAUAGCUGGAGUCAUCAUCGAUGUAAAAAGUCACAGGUUAUCCUUGGAGAUCGGCAAAGAAAAGAUCGAGUUUGAUUUAUCUGAUUCCUCCAUCUGCAACCCCUCUUCUCAGGAAAAUUCUCGCAAGAUCAACAUACACAAAGUCGAGGAGUGCAGUUUCCAUGAGAGUUCCCCUCCAGUAUGCAACAAGAAAUAUAUUUGUCCUGCACGAGCGAAACUGAAGGCGCAGGCUAGAGCAUUAACCCUAGGAGGAGAGUCGUCCUUCCACGAAUUUAGUCCACUUUAA